GCUCCUAUAAAUAAACAUAGUAAGUAUAGUACGGUGAGUAAACCAAUCGCACUGAACAAAGAACAACACUUUGUAAAAUAAAAGCAGAACGAAAAGAAAUGGGGAAAGUUUCUAAGCGAUUAGGGUUAUUGGGUUUGAUGCUUGUGUUGCUCAUUAUUGGAGUAGCAGAAUGUAGGAGACUUGAGAAGGAGACUUUAGGAGGUGGUGGUUUUGGAGGAGGUGGUGGUGCUGGAGGUGGGUUUGGUGGUGGAAAAGGCGGUGGUGGUGGUCUUGGAGGAGGAGCUGGUGGAGGCCACGGUGGUGGUGUUGGAGGAGGGUUCGGUGGUGGUGCUGGUGGAGGCAAAGGUGGUGGUCUAGGUGGAGGCCACGGUGGUGGUGUUGGAGGAGGAUUCGGUGGUGGUGCUGGUGGAGGUAAAGGUGGUGGUCUUGGUGGUGGUGGUGGCGUUGGAGGAGGCCACGGUGGUGGUGUUGGAGGAGGGUUCGGUGGUGGUGCUGGUGGAGGCAAAGGUGGUGGUGUUGGAGGAGGGUUCGGUGGUGGUGCUGGUGGAGGCAAAGGUGGAGGUUUAGGUGGAGGUCACGGUGGUGGUGUUGGAGGAGGAUUUGGUGGUGGUGCUGGUGGAGGCAAAGGUGGUGGCGUCGGAGGAGGCCAUGGUGGUGGUGCUGGAGGAGGAUUUGGUGGUGGUGUUGGAGGAGGCCAUGGUGGUGGUGCUGGUGGAGGGUUCGGUGGUGGUGCUGGUGGAGGACAUGGUGGUGGUGCUGGUGGAGGGUUCGGUGGUGGUGCUGGUGGAGGACAUGGUGGUGGUGCUGGAGGAGGAUUUGGCGGUGGAGCUGGUGGAGGUCACGGUGGUGGUGCUGGAGGAGGAUUUGGCGGUGGAGCUGGUGGAGUUCACGGUGGUGGUGCUGGAGGAGGAUUCGGCGGUGGUGCUGGUGGAGGCCACGGUGGAGGAGCUGGUGGAGGUUUUGGCGGUGGUGCAGGAGGAGGCCAUGCUGGCGGUGGUGGUGCUGGUGGAGGGUUUGGUGGUGGUGCCGGAGGAGGCGGUGGUGGUGGAUUUUGAAUCUAGCUUUUUAGGGCAACUUACUUGUGUACCACGCCAAAAAAGAAUGAGAUUAUAAAUGCUGGGAUUUUAUUAUGAAUGAAAUAAAUGAUACUUAACAAAAA
Messenger RNA from Brassica napus (rape), 1159 nucleotides. RefSeq names its product glycine-rich cell wall structural protein-like. The record is from RefSeq and is a predicted model, not a curated record. The transcript has a single exon. Lineage: Eukaryota; Viridiplantae; Streptophyta; Magnoliopsida; Brassicales; Brassicaceae. The coding region runs from base 99 to 1055 and encodes 318 amino acids.